UUUUCUAGUCCGUUUUACUGGUCGGACUAAUCUUGAAAAUUCUACAUUAUCAUGAAAACUGUUUUUAAUUGAAGGUUGGGUCAAUCAACCGUUCUUAAAUUUUUCCCUAUUAUUUUUGCACGAUAAAUCAAUACGGCCAUUCGAUCUAGCAGAACACUGCACGCAGAGACGCAAUGCGGAUUUGUUACCUUGCAGGUAGGGCCGUGUUUCGAAAUUCGCCAUGACCCUCGCGUCCUGCUUUGAACUUCGAUCAGUGACGGUCAAGAGCUUGCAUUAUUUAUGCAGGAACAGCCUUGCGAAAUGUUCAAAGGAUCCACAUAAGAUACCGCAGUCAGCAGAAGUUGAUCGGAAGCUCAAAUAAAAAUUAAAGAAUGUUCCUAUAUUUUAAAUCGCGUCUUACGUUUGCCCAUUGAAUGAUAAAAUGUGGCCCUCGUAAUUUACAAGUAUGAAAUUGAUAUACUUUCAUGGUUUUUAAAAAUACCAAAAUAAAAACUAUACAUGAGCUGAUCAAUGCGGCAUUACUGCUUUGUUGCUAUGUGUUACGAUGACAAGAAAUAUGACACGCGUUCACACACGAUCAUUCGUGUAUAAACGUAAACAUUGCAGUUAGACUUGUUUUGUAAUCAGUGAUCUUUUUCAAGUGCAAAAGAGUGCCCCUUUUAUCAAUUUUUCAAUGUUUGUUAUUAAUUUUAGUCGAACAUUUUCAAAUGAUGAUUUCUUUUAGGAACAUCCUAAAAAUUUUGAGUGCCAAUUUUUCAUUAUGAAUGAAAAUAUUUUAAAAAGUAUCAUCAAGAGCAGCAAUUUAGCUGAUAAAAGUGCAUCAUCAGAUGAUUGGCAAUCCAUAAAUGAAAAUGAAAAUUUUCCAGUCGUCAAACCUAAUCUCAAUGAAAAACUAUCAAGUACAUUCACAAAACUUUUGUCGUAUAAAGUUUCUAGGGAAGCUUAUCAGCGUUACUCUGUCAGAUUAAAUGUCAUUGAUACUUUGAGAGAUUGGACAAGAAUUAAAAGUUCUGUAGGAAAAGUUCUUCCUCAUCAAGAAUUAAAAAAAUCAAGUGACCUACUCUUGAGUAUUAUGAAAAAAUAUGCAUCUGAAGAAGUGAUUGAAAGUUGCGAUGAUGUUGAUAAUCUUGUCCAGAUGGCUGAAGUUUUGUUGAAUUCAACAACAGAUAGAUCGUCAAUGAGAUGUUUUGAAAAUGUGAUAAAAAGAAUAAUAGAUUUAGAGCAAACUGAAAAAAGUCAGGCUUUUUUAAAAUAUAUUUUUCAUAAGAGUGACAAUUUAAAAUUAAGUUCUAUUCUAGUUGAGAGUAUAUACACAACUCAAAAAUGUUGGUUGAUAGAAAAGCCAUUUAAUGACUGUUUUAUGUCUUGCUGCACGGAUGAAAAACAAAAUUUUGAACAAAAACUAAGAGAGUUUGACUUUCUAUUUGAAAAAAUAAGUUGUGAUCCAUCGUUGUUUCAGCUUUUAUCUGAGCAAAUGAGAAGUAUGUUUGUCAUAACAAAGUAUGCUGAAAAAACUCAAACUUUUAUAAAAAAUGUAUUGAAACAAAUUGAUUUACAUUGCAGUAAGUAUAGCAAAGACACAUUAGAUCUUUAUCCAAUUAAUUUACAAUUCUGUGUCAUUCUUUUAAGAAUAAAGCCAGAAAAUCAUUCAAGUGAUUCUAAGAGUCAUACAGUAAAUUCGUUAAAACAAAUAUUUUUAAAAAAUCAUGAUGAUGCUUUAGUAUUAGUUUCCCAUUUUCCAGACUGGCUCCCAGAGUAUGAAAAUUUUUUUCAUAUUAUUGAAACUCCAGUGCAAAAAGCAUUAUAAUUGUCACAAACUUUUUGCAAGAAGGAAAUGAAUGU
This is a messenger RNA of Trichogramma pretiosum, 1842 nucleotides long. RefSeq lists its product as uncharacterized. NCBI's taxonomy places the organism in Eukaryota, Metazoa, Arthropoda, Insecta, Hymenoptera, Trichogrammatidae. The record is from RefSeq and is a predicted model, not a curated record. The transcript has 2 exons. The coding region runs from base 761 to 1807 and encodes 348 amino acids.